AUGGUUAACGGCCGCAUUCCAUCGGUCUUCUCAAAGACCUACGUCACACCACGUCGUCCAUAUGAAAAAGUUCGUUUGGACCAGGAAUUGAAAACCAUUGGUGAAUAUGGUUUGCGUAACAAACGUGAAGUAUGGCGUGUCAAGUACACAUUGGCCAAAAUCCGUAAAGCUGCUCGUGAGCUGUUGACCCUCGACGAGAAAGAUGAAAAACGUUUGUUCCAAGGUAACGCUUUGUUGCGUCGUUUGGUUCGUAUUGGUGUAUUGGAUGAACAACACAUGAAACUCGAUUAUGUGUUGGGUUUGAAAAUUGAAGAUUUCUUGGAACGUCGUCUCCAAACCCAAGUCUUCAAAUUGGGAUUGGCCAAAUCCAUUCAUCAUGCCCGUGUAUUGAUCCGUCAAAGACACAUUCGCGUUCGCAAGCAAGUCGUCAACAUCCCAUCAUUCAUCGUCCGCUUGGAUUCGCAAAAGCACAUUGACUUCUCGACCAAAUCACCAUUCGGUCAAGGACGUCCAGGCCGUGUAAAGCGCAAGAACUUGAAGAAGGGACAAAGCAGUGGCGGUGCCGGUGAAGAAGAAGAUGAAGAAUAGAUUACACGCCCCCAAAAAAUAUUGAACAUUGAAUCGAUUGCUUUUUGAUGAAGCGUUACAAAUAAUUUUUUGUAUUCACACAAUGUUUUGCAAUAAAUUACAAGUCGAUUCAAUUUGUUCAAAAACAUAACAAA
Molecule: messenger RNA, 722 nt
Organism: Sitodiplosis mosellana (orange wheat blossom midge)
Lineage: Eukaryota; Metazoa; Arthropoda; Insecta; Diptera; Cecidomyiidae
Gene: RpS9
Product: 40S ribosomal protein S9
Exons: 3
Coding region: 1-588 (195 amino acids)
Biological process (GO): translation; positive regulation of translational fidelity
Cellular component (GO): cytosolic small ribosomal subunit
Molecular function (GO): structural constituent of ribosome; rRNA binding
Source: RefSeq, a predicted model, not a curated record